This is a messenger RNA of Gasterosteus aculeatus aculeatus (three-spined stickleback), 4236 nucleotides long. The record is from RefSeq and is a predicted model, not a curated record. NCBI's taxonomy places the organism in Eukaryota, Metazoa, Chordata, Actinopteri, Perciformes, Gasterosteidae.
CCCUCUUUUUCCGUUCCCUAUCAAUCAAACAAUCUGGCCCGUACGCUAAAAUGCCCCGGGGCGAGGAGCGCGGACCUAGUCAGGGCAGCGGAUGGUGUUUUUGGAAGGGAAGCAGAAGCGGCAGAGCUGCGGGAAGAAUACAAAAAUCUGUAUACAAGGGAGGGGGGGUAAAAAAAUAUGUCGUCGUUUUGGGGGCAGAGGAGGAUUGUGGAAAACCAAAGGGCGAGAGCUAGAAACGAGGCCCGACCGUUGCGCUGAGGGGAGGGGAGGGAGAGGACAGCUGUCCCCGCCUGAUUGAUUGACUGAUGUGGGAAGGCUUUAAGGACCAACCGGGGUAGCCGGCGGUGCAACCAAUGUUUCUUAAUGUCACUGAAGGUUGAAUUACUUUAUAGAGCAAACAAUGCAAACGUUAAUUCAAGUAUGCUAACGUUACAUGGGCAAACGACUCUCUUCGUAUCAAUCCGCAGCAGGGUCCUUUUUUAUACCUGGCUAGCCGGGUUAGCUUGUUUUUCCCCCUUUCUAAACAUGGCGCGUCUCACUUGUCCUCGCCGCUGUAGCACGAUAAACACUUUUAAGUUACCAGUUAGCGAGCGUUAGCUGUAGCUCAGCCAGGCGGCUGCGCUCCCCUUAACCUUAGAGUGGGUUCGCGAGCUAACGCCAAUGUGGCGUUAACCUUGUAGCGAGCUAAUGUGUCAUUUUAUGAAAUAUCGAGGCUUACUCCAGCGGAACUACUUUGUCUGCGUUAAGACUAACGGUGCUAUAGCAAAGGUUAUAGUGUUAGUCGGCUGAUGAUCGCUUUUAUUACACUUUAGUUUCCCUUUGCCGCCACAAUCGGCCGGAAGCUAACACCGAGCUAAGGGCUAUCAUCGCGGUGGGUGUGUUAUAGCCGUUGCAGGGUAACGUUAUCGUAAGCUUACUAUUAUUAUAACGACGCAUCACAGAGUCGGUAUCACCCCCCCUCUAUGAUAUGGUAACCGUUGACUAGGAUUCUCUAACAGCUUUAGUAAACGCAUCAAACUACUGUGUGAGCCACCGACGGUCCUGGUUCUUCCCGAGCUGUGCGCACACAUUCAGCUCCAUAAAGAACCACGGACAUUGUGAUGUUGGUCUUCCCUGUUGCAUCUAUUCUUCACUGAUCGUCUUACUUUGGAGUAAAUCUGUGCUCAUUACCGUCGGCGUUUAAUGCUUAAUGUUACCGAAAGUAGUAUUACAUUGAUUAGCAUUCAUGUUAAACACCAAUUAUUUGUUGUAUGAAAACGAUCUCGUUUGUUCCCUUACCAGACUAACACAGCUAAUGGUGAGCAUUACAUGAAGUUUGUGUGCAUGGUGUAGGUUGGCCCCCUGUCCCUCUAUGAUGCCCCAGUGUGUGCAGCAUCAGUGAACGUGAUGGCAGCCCAGUCGCUUUCCAUGGACCAGUACCCCAAGGGAGAGCAGCAGAUGCAAGGUGUGGUAAAGGUAGACGGCGAGCAGAAGUUUAUUGAGGGGACGUUGGCAGAGGCUCCCAGUCCGAUACCCACAGAGCCACAGACCCCCAUGGACGCCGACAAAGCCUCCAUAUAUCGGCAUCCUCUGUUCCCUCUCUUGGCCCUGCUGUUUGAGAAAUGUGAGCAGUCCACGCUGAGCUCGGAUUGCAUCACCUCGGCCAGCUUCGAUGUGGACAUUGAGAACUUUGUACGCAGUCAGGAGAAGGAAGGCAAACCUUUCUUCAGUGAGGACCCUGAACUUGACAACUUGAUGGUGAAAGCCAUCCAGGUGCUGCGGAUCCACCUGCUGGAGCUGGAGAAGGUGAGUGACCUGUGUAAGGACUUCUGCAGCCGUUACAUCGCCUGCCUCAAGACUAAGAUGAACAGCGAGACUCUGCUGAGUGGAGAUCCAGGGAGCCCGUACUCCCCCGUACAAGGCCAGGUCCAGGGCUUCUCUCCCACCAAGACUCCGGUAUGGACUACCCCCAGCUCUAUUUCGGGGGCCAUCAGUCCUCCGGGUCAAAUUGUGGUGCCAGCGUCGGCUCUGCAGCAAGGGAACGUUACGGUGACCGCAGUCAACCCCAACCAGGUUGUCGCAGGUAUGUCACCGUGGCAUACGACCCCUCCCUCAGGCGGCACGGUGUAUCAGCCGGUCACAGUGGUCACUCCUCAGGGACAGGUGGUAACACAGGCUCUGUCUCCCGGGACCAUACGUGUCCAAAACAAUCAGCUCCAGCUGCAGUUUCACCAGGACCUUUUUAAUCACGACGACAACUCGACCAAGAACAAACGUGGAGUUCUACCCAAACAAGCUACUAAUGUCAUGCGCUCGUGGCUCUUCCAGCACAUCGGGCAUCCGUAUCCAACAGAGGAUGAAAAGAAACAGAUUGCGACGCAGACAAACCUGACCCUUCUGCAAGUCAACAACUGGUUUAUAAAUGCACGCAGGCGGAUCCUGCAGCCCAUGUUGGACGCCAGCUCCUCCGAGACACCAAAAGCCAAGAAGAAGACCCCACAAAACCGGCCACUGCAGCGCUUCUGGCCUGACUCCAUCGCCACUGGUGGAGGCACCCAGCAGCAAGUGACCAUGCCUGAUGGCACAAUGGUGACUAUGAACAUGGAGGGUCUGCAGAGCCUGACGUCAGACGGCGCCACACUGGCGGUACAGCAGGUGAUGCUGGGAGGCCACAGUGAGGACGAGUCGGGGGACAGCGGAGAUGAGGACGAUGACACGGACAUGGCCGGGCUGGGCCUGGACAACAGCGACUCAUUGCAGUAGAGGACCGACUCCCUCACACGGUCUACACACAAGACAAGACAUGUGUAAAUAGGUCCACAGGUUAUGUGUGUGUUCUCAAACACACUGUGGAUUAUAGUACACACACACACACACACACACAUUAGGUUCACAUAGAGCACAAAACUCCAGGACAAGCAGGUCCUGCACUCUUCCAACCCUCCACCCUGCUGACCGGCGGUUGAUGCUGCGUGUGUGUACAUCAGGAGUUUCAUUUCGGAAACUGUUUUUUUAGAUAUUUAGUUGAUGUAUGAGAGUGCACUUUUUGUAUAUUUAAGCUCAACAAGAUUAAAUCAAACAAACAGAAGAUAAAAUAAGUGUUAAAAACACUUGAAGCAAGUUUGUACAAUCCGUUAAAUAAUGACUCAUUAGAUUUUUGUUUUUUCUCGGCCUCUGUCCCCUUCCCAGUUGAAUUCUCGUUUUGGAUGCCAACAGUUCCACGUUGUAUCUGUAAGGGUUUGUCGUUUUGCAUGCUUGUGAUUUCAAUAGAUGUGCACACUUUGCGACUGGCUCCACGUCGCUCUCACGCGCCCUGCAGGCCUCGCAGAGCCCGUGUGAGGGAUUGAGAGGAAAAAAAGGAGAUGCUUAUUUUUAUAUACAAAUGUAUGAAGUUGUGUUUUGUUUCAUUUCUGUGUUCUCCUGUUUUGUAAGGAAUAUUUAUGUACAGAUUCAUAAUUAAAGCUAGCAACCCUGUUUUCCAGGGUUCUUUUGAAGUUUUCUAAAAAACAAAAAAAUGAAUUGAAUGCUGAUAAAUUGCUAUUUCAAUUGGUUUUAGAAGAAUAAUAACAUGGCCUUACAUGUGUUCUUUUUUUAAAUAAUUCUUGCUACGAAGCACAAAUGAGUGACACUUUUUGAAAUUGGUCAAAAGGACACUAAACUACUGCAACAUGGCAGUAACUUAACUGCAGUGAUGUUACGUCUUUAAAUAGAGCUCCAUAGCGUAUCCAAUGCAUCUUUUAAUCAUUUGACAGUAAUGGCACAAUCCAGAACACUAUGCUAAUCACACAAUCACAAGGGUCUGAGUAACCAGCAACAAGAAGUAGUGGACUUGUUGCACGUGUCCAGCGUAUUUAUGUACACGUGUUUUACUUUGUUAAAACAAAGGGCAGUUCAAGUUCCCUGUUCAUUGCCUGCCUGAAGGACUGACUGCAGUCUCUGGUCCCCCUGCACUACAUACACAUGUAGGAAAUGAUUGAAAUCAAUGUUUAUUACUUCACAAAAUCGGGGUGCCUCUUGUUUGAAUAUCUGUAACAUUGUAUUUUACAACAAUUGUCUGUCAAUAGGCGCGGAUUACUGAAACGCUAUCUUGUAAAGUUGAGUUGAAAUGGUUCAUUUCAUGCAGUGACUGGAUGGGCCCUCGCUGAGCUCUUCGCUCCCCACUUGCAUCCGUCUUGCUUUUAUGAAGCGUUGUUCACUUUUCUCAUGUCUCUUUUGCCUUAGAGCUUUCUAUUUUGGAAUAAAUGAUGCCUAACUCUC